GUCAACAUGGCAGCGUUGUGAGUUUUGGAUGAGGGUAUUUGGUGUAAAUAAACAAGUAUUUCACACAAAAAAACCCCACAGUGACAGCACGUAAAUAUUUGGGUUUGGGAUAGGCUGGACGACAGCGGGGCGAUGUCAGCUGACGGAAACAAAAAACAGUUUUGGAAAAGGAGCACAGCGAAGGUUCCUGGCAGCAUUCAGCAUGUGUAUGGUGCUCAACAUCCGCCCUUUGAUCCACUUCUUCAUGCUAACCUGAUCAAGGCGGGCAACAAGCCACUGCCAGCCACGCCAGGGAAACCCAAGAAGGCCACCACCUUCCAGGAGUUUGAGAGCAUCACCAGCGAUGCCUGGGAUGUUGGGGAUGAUGAUGACGAGCUGUUGGCCAUGGCAGCGCAGAACCUCAACAUCGAGGUUGUCAUGGAGACGGCCAAUAAGGUGAUUGAGAACCACAGCAAGCAGCAGGAGAGACGGAGACAGGAUGACACAAUAGAGCCUGAGCAGGGAGACGAAGUUGCACAGGAAGAGGUGGCAGCAGAGGAGGAAGAGGAGGAGGCUGACUUUGAGGAGGAGAGGGUGGAUCAGGGAGAAGUGACCACCCCGGAUGUGUCGUGUGUACCUGAGCCCAGCCCUUACAGUGAUGGUCGCCUGGUCAAGUCACACAGUGAGGCUCCAAUUGGCUCGCCUAAAGAUGUGGCAGGCGAGCGGGCACUUCACAGACAACGCUCUCUGCCACACCGGCCGCCCGUCAUCCCCCUGGUGGCACGGAUGGCUGAUCAGAACACGUCAGGAACCCCAGCCAUGACCGAGAGGGAAGCCUCUCGUCUGGACAAGUUCAGACAGCUUUUGACUGGGCCCAACACGGACCUGGAAGAGCUGCGGAAGCUGAGCUGGUCAGGAAUCCCACGACAGGUACGACCAAUCACGUGGAAGCUCCUCUCGGGUUACCUGCCGGCUAAUGCCGAGAGGAGAGACAGCGUCCUGCAGAGGAAGAGGCAGGAGUACUUUGGCUUCAUCCAGCAGUACUAUGAUUCACGCAAUGAUGAGCACCACCAGGACACCUACAGACAGAUCCACAUAGACAUCCCUAGGAUGAAUCCUGAGUGCUUGGUGCUGCAGCCAAAGGUGACAGAGAUCUUUGAGAGGAUCCUCUUUAUCUGGGCCAUCCGCCACCCAGCCAGCGGCUACGUGCAGGGCAUAAAUGACCUGGUCACUCCAUUCUUUGUCGUUUAUGUCUUUGAAUACAUCGAAGCAGAGGAGGUGGAGAACUUUGAUGUGUCCAGUCUUCAGGAGGAAGCUCUAAGGAACAUCGAGGCCGACAGCUUCUGGUGCAUGAGCAAACUGCUAGACGGCAUCCAGGACAACUAUACCUUCGCCCAGCCGGGCAUCCAGAGGAAAGUCAAGGCCCUGGAAGAGCUCGUCAGCCGGAUCGAUGAGUCGGUGCACCGCCACAUGCAGCAGUAUGAUGUGGAGUACUUGCAGUUUGCUUUCCGCUGGAUGAACAACCUGCUGAUGAGGGAGCUGCCCCUGCGCUGCACCAUCAGACUGUGGGACACAUAUCAGGCUGAGCCUGAGGGCUUCUCUCAUUUCCACCUGUAUGUGUGUGCAGCCUUCCUGGUGCGGUGGAGGAAAGAGAUUCUAGAGGAGAGGGAUUUCCAGGGCCUGAUGAUCCUCCUGCAAAACCUACCCACCAUGCACUGGGGCAACGAGGAAGUGAGCGUGCUGUUGGCCGAGGCCUACAGGUUAAAGUUUGCCUUCGCCGACGCUCCCAACCACUACAAGAGAUGAUGAGCGUGACUCGCUGCGAUCGCUCCCCCUCUCCUCCUCCCCUUCCUCAUGCGCUCCUUUCUUCCUCGUCUGAAAACCUCCUCACCCCACCGUACAGCGAGCCGCUGAACUUAAAACGCCCCGCCCCUUGCGGAGAAGGACCACCCCCUCUUCUUAACCCUGCCUUUCCUUAUCGCCCAGUGGGACAAGGAGAGUUUGAACCAGAGACUCGGAGGUCGUUCCUCUUCAUGUGUGGAUGGCUCUCUGACAAAACAAUGUGACGCCUCUUCGCUCUGCUCUGCUCCCCUCCUCGAACCGAAGCCCAGUUGAGGUUGCAUUGGUGGAAUGGAGCCUUUUUUUUUUUUUUUUUUUUGCCUAACAGAUUGGAGCAGGGCUCACCCAAGCUGGCUCAUUAAACUUGGGUUGUGUUGUGGCACCCUAGGGUGUUAUCAGCC
Molecule: messenger RNA, 2219 nt
Organism: Lampris incognitus (smalleye Pacific opah)
Lineage: Eukaryota; Metazoa; Chordata; Actinopteri; Lampriformes; Lampridae
Gene: tbc1d22a
Product: TBC1 domain family, member 22a
Exons: 15
Coding region: 133-1785 (550 amino acids)
Biological process (GO): activation of GTPase activity
Molecular function (GO): GTPase activator activity
Source: RefSeq, a predicted model, not a curated record